Molecule: messenger RNA, 321 nt
Organism: Trypanosoma rangeli
Lineage: Eukaryota; Euglenozoa; Kinetoplastea; Trypanosomatida; Trypanosomatidae
Exons: 1
Coding region: 1-321 (106 amino acids)
Source: RefSeq, a predicted model, not a curated record
AUGGGUCAGAGGAAUUCAUUGGUGCUGGCUAGCGACACCAUCAAGGGGGAGCAGUACCGCGCCUACCAUGCGGCUCGCCAGAACAUUGUGCAUCGUGUCUUUCAGAAGUGUAUUGUCCCUUCCAGUACAGAGACGAGCGAUUUUAAGCUCACCAAGGAUGAGCAGACAUGUGUGGAGGAGUUCGCGCUCCUUUACGCCGCGUUCGCCAAGAAUGGCUUCGCUCAGCUCAGUCAACUGUAUGAUCAACAUCAGCGGGAUAUGUACGAAAAGGCGCGGUUGGAAAUGAUGGCGCAGCAGGCAAGAAAGGAACUGAAACACUAA